AUGCUCGAUAGAGCUCUUCGACCAGUGAAAGAAGUAAUUCUACAGCCAUGUCUGGGCUUUAUCCCGGCAUCGUUGAGUCCUAUGAGUAUUACCUAUCUUGGCUUUGCCAUCGGACUGUCAUCACCUCUGUUCGCCUGCUUGGGUAGUGACAGACUUGCGCUCAUCGCUUGGCUUCUGAAUCGCCUACUUGACGGUCUAGACGGGACAGUCGCAAGACUUCGGUCUCGACAGACAUCAUGGGGAGGAUUCAUGGAUAUUGUCUGUGAUUUCACCAUAUACACGCUACUUCCGAUCGGAAUCGCAUACUCACCUUCCGCUCCUCUGCCAAACGAGACCAUGUUACCGUUGGCCCUGCUCCUCGGCUCCUUCCAUAUCAACAAUGUCAUCUUGUUCUACCUCGCUUCUGCUGUCCCUCCGACAACGACAGUAAAGGAGAUGACGUCUUUACAGAUGAUUCCUGCGCUCAUCGAGGGCAGCGAGAGUUUUUGCUUCUUCACGAUCAUGAUCUUGUGUCCGAGCUGGUUCAAGGAGAUAGCGUAUGGUAUGAGUGUGUUGGUCGGCAUUAAUAUACUCCAGAGGUCGUUGUUGGCAAGGGAUGUCAUGGGGAAAAUGGUGGACAGGGAGAAGAAGAAGGAGACUUGA
This is a messenger RNA of Kockovaella imperatae, 642 nucleotides long. RefSeq lists its product as hypothetical. NCBI's taxonomy places the organism in Eukaryota, Fungi, Basidiomycota, Tremellomycetes, Tremellales, Cuniculitremaceae. The record is from RefSeq and is a predicted model, not a curated record. The transcript has 3 exons. Bases 1 to 642 code for a protein of 213 amino acids. Gene Ontology annotation, molecular function: phosphotransferase activity, for other substituted phosphate groups. Gene Ontology annotation, biological process: phospholipid biosynthetic process. Gene Ontology annotation, cellular component: membrane.